GACGAGGAAGAAGAAGAAGAAGAAGAAGAAGAAGAAGAAGAAUUAGCUCAAACGCAUAUUGUAGUCGUAUUACUGAAAUGUUUUCGGUUGAAGCUAAACAACAAUAAUGUCUGCAGUUCCGAGUUUGAGAGAGUUUGUCAACGAGAGACUGACUGCUGCUGCUGAAGAAAUAUUAGGAGUUUUUGAAAGAACUAUCGUCGAGUACGAGGAAGAGAUUGAUCGUCAGCGCAGACUGUUGAACAUCUUACCCACAAUAAAGUUACACAGGAUAGUAUUUUGUCUCCUUCCAGAGCUCCCUCAGCAACAUGUCUGUAAGGAGGAGGAGGUUCUCUCUGAGCAGCAGCUCUGCAUUCAGGAGAAAAACUACAGUGUGAACCAAGAGGACCCAGAGAGUGGAGGACCUCCACAUAUUAAAGAGGAACAAGAGGAGCUGUGCAGCAGUGAGGAGCAGCUUGUACUGAAGCAGGAGACUGAUGACUUUAUGUUGACUCCGACUUGUAUGGAAAGUGAUCACAGUGAAGAUCAGACUCUGAACCUGAGCAUCAGUGACACUCAGAGUCAAGGCGAGGAAAAUCCUCCUGGGCAGUUUCCACUUCAAUGCUAUGUACCAUCAGAAGAAGGGAUUGUAUACACAAACAGGGACCAUCAGCUCCUCUCUCACAACUCUCCACUAGCUGAGAGCCAAGAUCAGAAAGUUGGCAAUCAUGGAGACUCAGGAUCAACUCACGCAGAGCCAGAAGUAAACCAGAGAGAUAACAUUAUUCAAAGUCAAAGCUACAAUGUUAACAGCACAACUAAGUCAAUAUUGCAUAAAUUAAAAUGUGAGAUAUGUGACAAAGGUUUUAAGUACAAGUCUAAAUUGCAGAGUCACAUGAGAGUCCACACAGGUGAGAAGCCCUAUUCUUGCAAAAUGUGUGGGAAAGACUUCAGAGGUAAAUGUGACUUAACCAUCCACCUGAGAGUCCACACAGGUGAGAAGCCCUAUUCUUGCAAGACCUGUGGGAAAGACUUCAGACGUAAAUGUAACUUAACCCUCCACCUGAGAGUCCACUCAGGUGAGAAGCCUUACGAUUGCAAGACCUGUGGGAAAGGAUUCAAUUAUAUAUCCGCAUUGAAAAGUCAUCUAAGAAUCCACACAGGAGAAAAGCCAUUUUCUUGCCAAACAUGUGGAAAACAAUUCAGUCACUUAACAUCCUUUACGAUUCACAGUAGAACCCACACAGGUGAGAAGCCAUAUUCUUGUGAAACAUGUGGCAAAGGAUUCAAAUGUAGUAGUGAGUUAAAAGUCCACAUAAGAAGACACACGGGUGAGAAGCCAUUUACUUGCCAAACAUGUGGAAAAAGAUUUAGUUACUGUUCAACAAUGACAAGGCAUUCAAGAAUCCACACAGAUGAGAAGCUGUUCAUUUGCACAACAUGUGGGAGAGUAUUCAGACACAACAGUGGUCUGUUAAAACACAUGAACGAAGUCCACACUGAACACACACCUGAGGAUCAAUAUACACAGGAGAAACCAUCUAACUAAAACUGCUGUGGGAAAAUGUUCACAAACUUCAUUACAUACACUUAGCAGAAGUUACAUCUCUUUAACCAAAUGAAAAAAGUGAGAUUUGCAUACUUUCAAUUUUCUCUUCAUUUGACUUUACUACUUAUAUUUCUGUUCGCAAACAAUAUCACUUUUAAAUUAGUUUUGCAGAGAGUUCACAGUAGUGACUGUCAAAGCAAUGGAUGAUCUUCAAGGAUGUUGGUUUUUGCAAGAAGGUUUAUUUAUGAAGCAGAUUUGAAUAAUUUUUUAAAGGGCAACCAGGACUUGUGCAACUAAAACAUAGAGGGGUUUACACUAACACAAUUAUAAAAACAAUGGAUUACUUAUUGUCUUUACAGGUUGGACUGAAAAGUUAUGCUUUUGUAAUGUAAUUGCUGGUGUUUUGAAAGUGGUUGUGGUGGGAUUGACUUUCCUCUUGCAUUUUGAAUCAAAAAGAUUUGAGUGAGGUUUGCCAUGUUUUGAUAGUAAUUGUACAUCGACAUUUUUUUGCAUUUUGAAAUGUAGUAAUUUUUGGUUUAGAGCAGAUCAUUAAUUGUUUAUCUUAUUGUGUAGAUGGGUUGCAAUGUUAACAUUUUACAUGAAGUAAUCUAAAUAGCCUAUAGCAGAACACAAAAAAAGUGUAAAAUCGAAUGGACUAAAUAAGAAAUUAGAAAAACAUAAAAAAAACACAAGCAGAUUGAACACAUUUUAUAGAACAGAACAGCUGCAUUGAUCCGUCCUCUGUGCAGACCAUACAGACACUUUGCUCUGGCAGCUGUGGAGGGACAGAUAUAAAAUGAUUAGUAUACUGGGAUUGUAAAGACAAAGUGCAGUACCAUAGUGAGACAAUUUCGAUUUAGUUCUUGUGUGUUUUUUACAUGAACUAAUUCGUAGAAGUCCAAAUAGCAUGCAAUUGCACCCAAUACUGCAGAAAGUUACCUUUCUAUGGACAUAGUAACACAUUUGAUUGGUGUGAAUUUGGCAAAACAGGAAUAAAGAUGGUAAACAGGAAGAGGCUGGACAGUGACAAACAUUGUCUCAUGUGGCUUGGGAGAAGGACUCUCAAUCGUGUACAACCUGUUGUGCCUUGGAAGCCUUUACUUGUGAGUUUAUCACCUUUUUUCUUUGUUUAGAAUGACUUUACAUGUUAAACUUAUGUUUGAAAUAAAUAGCAAACUGUUGAAGCUACUGUGAGCAGUUAAGAUGUAUUUGUGCUUUAUACUUGAAGCAAAUUGUAAAAUUGUAAAGAUUUCAGUAAACUGUCUAAACCAAA
Molecule: messenger RNA, 2798 nt
Organism: Gymnodraco acuticeps
Lineage: Eukaryota; Metazoa; Chordata; Actinopteri; Perciformes; Bathydraconidae
Product: zinc finger protein OZF-like
Exons: 2
Coding region: 107-1525 (472 amino acids)
Biological process (GO): regulation of transcription by RNA polymerase II
Molecular function (GO): DNA-binding transcription factor activity, RNA polymerase II-specific; RNA polymerase II cis-regulatory region sequence-specific DNA binding
Source: RefSeq, a predicted model, not a curated record